AAUAUCGACAUCCAACGACAAAUGGUCACUCUUUUAGAACAAAUCAAUGAUGAAAAGUAUGAUAAGACACCAAGUGACAUCAAAGAAGCUAUUAAUGAAUCAAUUAAAAAAACUCUCAACGGUGUUAUGAGCACUAAAGAGAUCAUGGAUUAUUCAAAGACACUACUUAAUAAUCUUCAACUCAAUCAUAACGAAGAUCUCAAACAAAUGCUUGGAACUGCAGUUGAACAUAACCUACUAUCAGAAGGAGAGUUUAAUUGUAUUGAUACAUUGAUUAAGUUAUCACCAUAG
Racocetra persica is the source of this 291-nucleotide messenger RNA. The record is from the annotation of a GenBank genome assembly. NCBI's taxonomy places the organism in Eukaryota, Fungi, Glomeromycota, Glomeromycetes, Diversisporales, Gigasporaceae.